AUAGGCCGCAGCAUGCAGAGAAGACAGAAUCCGAAUCGGGAGAUCAGCAUCCCAAGCUUCACGUCCAUAUGCGGUGCCCGCCGCCUGUGCGACAAGUCGAAGAUGCUGUACACCCGACCCAAGCCGGAUGUCCUCCAGAGCAUCCUGCAGUCGAAGGCCAAUCCGGAGUACAAGUCGCGUCGCCUGUGGUACGAACUAAACAUGCCGGAGUGCGCCAGCUCGUUGCUGGACGGCAAGAUGCAAUCCGACCUGCCAGACAGCAUCCUCUGCAUGAGGAAAAACCAGGGAAAGAAACGCCAGAAGAAGCGCGACAGCGCUGUGGCCAAGGCCAACUACAUGACCAUGCGCCUGGAGCGGGAGCACUUCCGCCGCAAGCUGGUGGAGCUCAUCCUGCACAUGGACGACGACCAGGAUCCCGAACUGGCCGCCCAAUGUGCCGUACCCUUUCCCGACCAGGAGGAGCGCGAAAUACUGCGCUACUACUACUACAUCAAGCACGGAAUCGACACCAUUCACGUGUCUCCGUUGAGCAAGAAGAUUCUUAAGAGGAUAACAGAUCUUGUGCCACCGCUGCUGUACAAAUGGCAGACCGCCCUCAAUGAGAAUAUAGCGGAGGUCCGGGCGGAUUAUGUUUUCGCCAUGAAGAAGGCCGUUGUGGACUUUGUCCUGCGGCACACUGUUCUCGAUCGUUUGACCAAAGAAGGAGUAGGCGGAAAAUUCGACACCGCCGAGCGGAAGGAGGUGCAAUCCAUGACGAACUUCUGGCGGUAUCGCUACGACGAGAAUCGCAAUGUCCUGAUGAGAACGCUUUUCUGCAUACAUCGAAGUGUAGCCAGCAUCUUGGAGCUGUGGAGCAUGAAAUAUAAGGAUAAGUCUCUUAUUGAUAAGAAGGAGCUCAGCAAAAUUGAGACGCCGUUUUCAUUGUUUUCGUUUGUGUAUUUGUGUGGCUCCCAUAUUGACAGUGGAAAAACGUUGUUGGAGGAAAGUUGGUACGGCGAAAUUCACUCUUCCCUGCUGAAAGCCAGCAAACGCGGCCAGUUGCCAGACAUUAGGCGAUUCACGCUCGUCAAGCGUUUCUUCAAUUGCGUGGCCGCUUUAAUGACUCAACAGUUGGAGGACAUAUGCAUAAGAAGUCUAAAGGAGUAUGCUGACUUUAUUUGCGACUAUGGGCACUCAAAUCCAGGAUUCGAGAUUUCUGUGAUGCUGGCCGACGAGGACACAAUUCAGUUCAAUCCCAGCUUUUCGAAGGUCCAGAGUGAACUGCUCCGAGUCAUCGAUUCCAUCCUUUUAAGCAUUCAGAUGCUGCCGCGGAUUGAGAGCAAGCUCUACACCGAUCUGGUCGUCUCCAAGAAGAUCUUCCUUACUCCAACCGUUCCCGAUAGCAUUGUGCAGGAGACUAAGAACCGGAUUUGCGCCAUGCUGGAGGAGCAGCGCAUCGGACCAGAACUGCGAUUGCAGGACUUUGAUCCCUUCAUCGAUCUGAUAAACGGAAUCGAUGCGGAGCGUGUGGGAAACUUCAUGGAGAGCGAAGCCACCUUCGAGCAGUAUGCGGAAAUGGUGUACGAGUACAAGGAGAAGGAGGAUCGCAUCGCCAAGGAGGUGUGGGCUGUGAUCCGGAUGGGAUUCUACGAGUUCCACAGGGACAAGUUCAUAACGCAUCUGGAAAGUUUGUGUCGACAGCUGCAGUUGGAUCUGCUGGCCAGGAUGGUCACGGAUCAGCAGGCGAGGAUCUCUCGACUGGGAAAGGAAUACGAUUCCAUAGCCAAGAAGGCGUUAACUGUGCCCAAGGACACGGCUGAACUGAUGCAGCUGAAAGCCUAUGUGGUCCACGCUGAGGAAAAUCUAGUGCCAGAGAUGGAGGCCAGACUUAAGGUGAACAUGGGCGAAAUUCUAUGGCUCAUGGAUCACACUCUGUACUCUCCGUUGGAAAUCAAGAACAACAGCAACUCCUUUCAGUGGUAUCUGAAGCUUCCCUCGAUAUUCGAGCAACAUCGAGCGAUCAUUGCCGAGAAGGUCAUCGAAUACCAGGAGCUGCUCAAGAAGCGCAUUGAGCUGUUCCGCCGCGAACUGCAAAACUAUUACGAACAGGUGCAGACCUACGACACCUGGGGCGACAUCAAGCAGUUGUCUAGAUACAAAAAGCGGGCCGGAGUGCUGGAUCAACGAUUGGUUCAGGCCAUGGAGACCAUUGAUCAGAUAAACGAAGAGGAAACCUCCUACGGCUGGGAUCUCUCCCAGUAUCCGAUGAGGAAGAAAGCCCACGACCAACUUAAGCCGUACAAAACCCUCUUCGAUGCUGGGCAGGAUUUCAUGGACAAGUAUGACCUGUGGAUGCACUCACAAGUGGGCUCCUUUGACCCCGACGAAAUCGAUGGCGAUGUGUCCAACUUUUAUCGCGUCAUUCAAAAGCUGGACAAACAGAUGGGCGAGCAUCCGGUGACGAUGCAACUGAUUCAGGAUGUCAAGGCCCAAAUUGAAGCGUUCCGCGAGCACAUGCCCAUCAUCAAUACGCUGGGAAAUCCGGGCAUGAAGGCCCGCCAUUGGGAGCUGGUGUCGGAGAUCAUUGGCUUCCCCAUCAAGGUGUCGCCAGAGCUGACGCUGGAGAAGAUUAUCGAGUACCAGCUGGACGAGUAUGUGCCCAAGUUCGAGGCCAUCUCGGAGAGUGCCACCAAGGAGAACAACUUGGAACGGGCCAUGGCCAAAAUGGUCAACGAGUGGGAGGGCGUGGAGUUCGCCAUAUCGCCCUACAGGGAUUCUGGCACAUUCAAACUGGCUGCCGUGGACGACAUCCAAAUACUGCUGGACGAUCAAAUCAUCAAGACGCAGACGAUGAAGAGCUCACCCUACAUCAAACCAUUCGAGGCGGAUAUUCUCAAGUGGGAGGCCAAGCUCAUGCUGCUGCAGGAGAUCCUGGACGAGUGGCUGCGCGUGCAGGCCACCUGGAUGUACCUGGAACCCAUCUUCAGCAGCCCGGACAUUCAGCAGCAGAUGCCCGAGGAGGGGCGACGGUUCAGUGCCGUGGACAAGAUAUGGAAGGAACUAAUGAAGCAGGUGGCCCAGGAUCCCAAGGUCAUGGUGGUGGUCCAAAUCGACAAGAUGAACGACAAGCUGAAGAAGGCCUACAGCCUGCUGGAGGUCAUCCAAAAGGGUCUCAAUGCCUAUCUGGAGAAGAAGCGUCUCUACUUCCCGCGUUUCUUCUUCCUCUCCAACGACGAACUGCUGGAGAUCUUGUCGGAAACGAAGGACCCCACUCGUGUCCAGAUCCACUUGAAGAAGUGCUUCGAGGGCAUCGCCACACUGAACUUCACCGAGGAGCUGGACGUCACUGCAAUGCGUUCCUCGGAGCGCGAGGAAGUCACUCUGGUGGACGUGAUCUCGACAUCCAAGGCUCGCGGUCAGGUUGAGAAGUGGCUGCUGGAGCUGGAGAUCGACAUGAAGAAGAGUGUGCACCACAAGGUGGCGGAAGCCUUUUACAGCUACGUCAAGAUGCUGCGACACGUUUGGGUGCUGACCUGGCCGGGUCAGUGCGUCCAGUCCAUCUCGCUGACGUACUGGACCCUCGAGAUCACCGAGUGCUUCGAGAGCGAGGAGCCCAAGGAGAACCUGGCCAAGUAUCUGCAGAAGUGCGUACUGCAGAUCAACAAGAUCGUGGACCUGGUGCGUGGCGAUCUCAACACCCAGAAUCGAAUCACUUUGGGCGCCCUGGUGGUGUUGGAUGUCCAUGCGCGUGAUGUCCUGGCGGAAAUUGUAGCGAACCAAGUGGAAGAUCUACAGGAUUUCCAGUGGCUAUGCCAGCUGCGCUACUAUUGGGAGGAGAAUAAUCUGGACACAAGGAUGAUAAACUGCUCUUUGCCGUAUGGCUAUGAGUAUUUGGGAAACACAACUCGACUGGUCGUUACCCCGCUCACGGAUCGCUGCUAUCGCACCCUGUUUGCCGCCUUGAAUCUGCAUUUGGGAGGCGCUCCAGAGGGUCCUGCCGGCACUGGCAAGACGGAGACCACCAAGGAUCUGGCCAAGGCCGUGGCCAAGCAGUGUGUGGUUUUUAAUUGCUCGGAUGGACUGGAUUACCUGGCCCUGGGUAAGUUCUUUAAGGGAUUGGCCUCGUGCGGGGCGUGGUCCUGCUUCGACGAGUUCAACCGCAUCGAUCUGGAGGUGCUCUCGGUGGUGGCGCAGCAAAUCCUGACCAUCCAGCGGGGCAUCAACUCGGGCAGUCCCACGUUGGUGUUCGAGGGCACUACUUUGACCCUGGAUCCCACGUGUGCUGUGUUCAUCACCAUGAAUCCUGGCUACGCUGGACGCUCCGAGUUGCCUGAUAAUCUUAAGGCCCUCUUCCGUUCCGUGCCCAUGAUGGUACCGGAUUAUGCUCUAAUCUCGGAAAUCGAGCUGUAUUCCUAUGGUUUCCUGACCGCCAAGCCGCUGUCCGUUAAGAUUGUGGCCACCUAUCGUCUGUGCUCGGAGCAGUUGAGCACCCAGUGUCACUAUGACUACGGCAUGAGGGCUGUGAAGUCGGUGCUGAAAGCAGCUGGCGCCUUGAAGCUUCGCUAUCGGGACGAGAACGAGGACAUUCUGGUGUUGCGAUCCAUUAAGGAUGUGAACUUGCCCAAGUUUCUCAACCAGGACAUUCCCCUGUUCCAGGGAAUCACUUCCGAUCUGUUUCCUGGAACAGUUUUGCCCGAAGCCGACUACGUGCUAUUCAAUCGCUGCACACAGAUGGCUUGUGAAAGACAGAAUAAGCAGUGCACGCCUUUUGUUUUGGAGAAGGUGCAGCAGCUCUAUGAGAUGAUUGUGGUGAGACACGGUCUCAUGCUGGUGGGCCAUCCAUUUGGAGGCAAAUCAACCACCUACCGCGUUCUAGCCGAGGCACUAGAGUGUAUGGAGAAAACGGAUGGUUCGGAAAACAAAGCCAUUUACACAAUAAUCAAUCCGAAGGCCAUUACAAUGGGUCAGCUAUACGGACAGUUUGAUGCAGUUUCCCAUGAGUGGAGCGAUGGAAUUUUGGCAGUCAAUUAUCGUAUCUUUGCAGUGUCUGAUAGCCCAGAUCGCAAAUGGCUCAUAUUUGAUGGGCCAGUGGAUGCCAUAUGGAUUGAGAAUAUGAACACCGUGCUGGAUGACAAUAAGAAGUUGUGUCUGAUGUCCGGCGAGAUUAUCCAGUUGUCGAAUACCACUAAUUUGGUCUUUGAGCCCAUGGACUUGGAGGUGGCCUCCCCGGCCACGGUCUCUCGGUGUGGCAUGAUCUAUCUGGAGCCCAGUUCCUUGGGCUGGGAACCCUUGGUGGCCUCGUGGAAGAAUACUCUUCCCCCAGCCUUCCACACGGUCAGCAAACAACUGAUAUCGAUGUUAAUCGCUCGAUUUUGUCCCAUUCUUCUGUACAUUUUGCGCAAAAGUCUGAAGGAAAUUGCACCCACUUCGGAUGCAAAUCUCAUGGUCAGCCUGAUGAACUUUUUCGAGUGUUUCAUAGACGACUUUCGGGACGAGAAGUAUGUGGCUAAUGUGUCCGAUUUGGAUUUUAGAGCCCAAACAGAGGGAAUAUUCUUGUUCUCUUGUAUUUGGUCACUCGGAGGUUCCCUAGAUGCGGAUAGCAGAGAUAAGUUUAAUAUAAUAUUUAGGGCGCUAAUGGAGAAGACGUUCCCCCAAAAUCUUUACGACACCUAUGGCGUAACUGAGGAUCUCUAUGUGGAAACCUUGGCCAAGCCAUUUAUAUUCCCAAUUCCAAAGCACGGAUCAGUGUUCGAUUACAGGUACAUAAAGGAGGGUAAGGGCAAGUGGAAGCCAUGGCAGGAUGAUGUGAACUCCGCGGCACCAAUCCCUCGGGAUAUACCAGUCAAUCAAAUUAUUAUCCAAACCAACGAAAGUGUCCGCAUUGGAGCUGUCUUGGAUUUGUUGAAUCGGCAUGGCAAGCCCGUAAUGUUGGUGGGACCGACUGGCACUGGCAAGAGUGUCUAUGUGAUUGAUUACAUGCUCAAGAAGAUGGAUCUAUCCGUUUACAAGCCCCUGCUGAUCAGUUUUUCCGCCCAGACAUCCGCCAAUCAAACGCAGGACAUCAUCAUGUCCAAGCUGGACAAGCGUCGCAAGGGCGUCUUUGGUCCACCGCUCAACAGUCGCUUUGUGAUCUUUGUGGACGAUGUUUCGAUGCCUCUGAAGGAGAACUACGGCGCACAGCCUCCAAUUGAGCUACUGCGCAUGAUGCUCGAUCACAUGAUGUGGUACGAUCGCAAGAACAUCGUUCCAAUGAAGUUAAUCGAUCUGCAGAUGAUUGUGGCCAUGGGUCCACCAUCCACUGGAAACACGGUUACUCCUCGUUUCCAGCGCUUUUUCAACGUGAUAUCCAUUGACGAUUUCAACAACGAUAUAUUGAAUACCAUCUUUAGUAAGAUUGUGCUGUGGCAUCUGGAUACGAGGGGCUUUUCCAAGGAGUUCGAUCCUUGCAUUGACGAGAUCGUAGGCGCCACUUUGACCAUUUACAAUGACGCCAAACUGAAUCUGCUCCCCACCCCGGCCAAAUCGCACUAUCUGUUCAACUUGCGCGACUUCUCGAGGGUGAUACAGGGUGUCCUGCUGUCCGUUCCGGAGGCCACCGAGGAUGUGAACUCCAUGAGGCGACUGUGGGUGCACGAGGUGCUGCGGGUGUAUGGCGAUCGUCUGGUGGAGGAUGCCGAUCGCACCUGGCUGUUUGAGAACAUCUGCAGCACGGUGAAGGCAUCCUUCAACGCGGAUCCCUCGCGCCUGUUUGGUCGACUCGUGGAGAAGGACAAGUCCCUGGAGGAGUCCGAUUUCCGUCAGUUGAUCUACUGUGACUUCACCAACCCGAAGGCGGACACCAAGAACUAUGUGGAGGUGCAGGAUCUGGAGGAGCUGCGCCGGGUGGUGGAGGCCUAUCUGGUGGAGUACAACAACAUGUCGAAGAAGCCCAUGAAUCUGGUGCUUUUCCGCUUCGCCAUCGAGCAUUUGUCGCGCAUAUGCCGCAUCAUAAAGCAGCCGAGGAGUCAUGCUCUGCUCAUCGGGGUCGGAGGAUCCGGGCGCCAGAGCCUGACUCGAUUGGCUUCGCAUAUAUGCGACUAUGAGCUGUUCCAGGUGGAAAUCACGCGAUUGUAUGGGCCGUACGAGUAUCAUGAGGACAUCAAGGCGAUCCUGCGCAAAAUUGGGGCAUCCGAGAUGCACGGCGUGUUCCUCUUUACGGACGUCCAGAUCAAAGACGAGUCCUUCCUGGAGGACAUCAGCAAUCUGCUCAACUCCGGCGAGGUCCCGAAUCUCUUCACCAACGAGGAGAAGAUCGAGGUCCAGGAGAAGAUGGCCCAGAUCGACAAGCAGAGGGACAAGGCCGUACAAACGGAUGGCAGUCCAGUGGCACUCUUUAACUUUUUCGUCACGACCUGCAAGGACCAGCUGCAUAUUGUUUUGGCCAUGUCGCCCAUUGGCGAUGCGCUGAGGAACCGCAUUCGCAAAUUCCCCUCUAUUGUCAAUUGCUGUACGAUCGAUUGGUUUCAGUCCUGGCCGGAGGAUGCACUGCUGGCCGUCUCCACACGAUUCCUGGCCAGCGAGGAUCUCACCGCUCUGGAGCGUCGCACAGCCAUCGAUAUGUGCAUGGACUUCCACACUUCCACUCAAGAGCUCUCAGCAAAGUUCUUCUCCAGGUUGCAUAGAUAUAACUAUGUGACACCCACUUCGUAUUUGGAGUUGAUUCAAACCUUCAAAGCGCUGCUCAGCCAAAAGAGAAACAACAUAACAAAUAAUCGCAAUCGCUAUUUGACGGGCAUCUCCCAGCUGGACAUUGCUGCCCAGCAGGUGGCUGUGAUGCAGGAGCAACUGAUCGCCCUGGAGCCCAAGUUGAAGGAGGCCUCCGAAAUUGUGGCGGAGCAGGUGGCCAAGGUGACAGCCGAUAGCAAACUGGCCGAGGAGCAGCGAGAGAUCGUCAAGCUGGACGAGAGUGCGGCCAAGGAGCAGGCGGCGGUGGCUCAGGAAAUCAAGGACGAGUGCGAUGCCAAACUGGGAGAGGCACUGCCCAUUUUGGAAUCGGCUUUGGCCGCUUUAAAUACCCUAACCACGGCAGACAUAGCGGUGGUCAAGACCAUGAAGAGUCCGCCCAUUGGUGUGAGGAUCGUCAUGGAGGCGGUGUGCAUCCUGAAAGACGUCAAGCCCGACAAAGUGCCGAAUCCGAGUGGCUUGGGCACUGUGGAGGAUUACUGGGGACCCUCCAAGCGUGUGCUCAGCGACAUGAAGUUCCUGGACAGUCUGCUCAAUUUCGACAAGGAUAAUAUUCCCGUGGAGGUGAUGAAAAAGUUGGCCCAACGCAUCCUCAGCAAUGAGGCGUUUGAUCCGGAAAAGAUUAAGAGUGCCUCCACGGCCUGCGAGGGUUUGUGCCGCUGGGUUAUUGCUUUGUCCAAGUACGAUGUGGUGGCCAAGAUUGUGGCGCCCAAGAAGUUGGCUCUGGCGGAGGCCGAGGCCACAUACAAUGCGGCCAUGAAGACGCUUAACGAGAAACUGGCCAUGCUGGCCAAAGUGGAGGCCAACUUGGCCGCCAUCCAGAAGAUUCUCGACGAGCAACUGCGGCAAUAUGGAAUAUUACUGGCGGAGCAUGAGGCUUGCACCAAGAAAUUGCAGCGCGCCCAGGAGCUGAUUUCUGGCUUGGGUGGCGAGCGCACUCGAUGGUCUGAGACGGCCAAAAUGCUGCAGGCCAGCUUCAAAAGUGUAACCGGCGACGUUCUGAUUUCCUCGGGCGUGGUCUCCUAUCUGGGCCCCUUUACCAUCGACUUCAGGGCGGAACAGAUCAAAAAGUGGGUGGCCAAGUGCCUCAACUUCGGGGUAACCUGCACGCCCGACUUUCAACUGGCCCUUGUCCUGGGAGAACCGGUCGAAAUUAGGUUCUGGAACAUUUGUGGUCUACCCACAGAUGCCUUCUCCGUUGAGAGUGCCAUUAUGAUGAAAAAUGCUCGUCGCUGGCCCUUGAUGAUUGACCCACAGGGACAGGCCAACAAAUGGAUUAAGAACUAUGAGAAGAGCAACAAACUCUGUGUGAUUCGCCUGAAUCAGGCCGAUUACACACGUGUCAUGGAGAAUGCCAUACAAUUUGGCUUGCCCGUUCUGCUGGAAAACAUUGGCGAGGAGUUGGAUCCCGUUUUAGAGUCUGUGCUCACGAAAACACUUUUUAAACAAGGCGGAGCGCUGUGCAUCAAAUUGGGCGACUCUGUUAUUGAGUAUAAUCAUAGUUUUAGAUUCUAUAUGACAACCAAGCUGAGAAAUCCACACUAUUUGCCUGAGGUGGCCGUCAAGGUAACUUUGCUGAAUUUCAUGAUCACCACUCAGGGCUUGCAGGAUCAACUGUUGGGCAUAACGGUGGCCAGGGAACGUCCAGAUUUGGAGGCGGAGAAGAACAAUCUUAUUGUCCAGGGAGCCGAUAACAAACGUAUGCUAAAGGAGACCGAGGAUCAGAUAUUGGAGGUGUUGUCCUCGGCUGAAAACAUUCUAGAGGAUGAAACGGCCGUUCAGAUUUUGAGCUCGGCCAAGGCCUUGGCCAAUGAUAUAAGUGAGAAACAGAUCGUCACCGAGGCCACGGAAAAGCAGAUAGAUAUAGCGCGAUUGAGUUAUGUGCCCAUAGCCGAACACUCAACCAUUCUGUUCUUUACCAUAGUGGAGCUGGCCAACAUCGAUCCCAUGUACCAGUAUAGUUUGGCUUGGUUCGUCAACCUGUACAUGUCGUCCAUCGAUAAUACGGAGAAGGUGGACGACAUAGCGGCACGUCUGCUGGAUCUGCGAAAUCACUUCACCUUCAGCCUGUACGUCAACAUCUGUCGCAGCCUCUUCGAGCGUGAUAAGCUGCUGUUUUCGCUAAUAUUGAACAUCAACAUGAUGAAGCAUGACAAUCGGAUUGACAAUGCCGAAUGGAUGUUUCUGCUGACUGGAGGCGUUGGGUUGGAGAAUCCCUUCAAGAACCCCACCAGCUGGCUGGGUGUCCAGAAUUGGGAUGAGCUCUGUCGCCUGACUACUUUGGCCAAUUUCAAGGGCUUGCGCGAGGACUUCGCUGACAAUGCGGGACAAUGGAAGUCCUUCUUUGAUUCGAAGACGCCGCAGGAUAACAAGGACAUUCCGAAAGCCUGGGACAAGCGAAUGAGCCAAUUCCAGAAGCUUUUGCUACUCCGCGUCUUUCGGCCGGACAAGCUCGUACCGGCUGUGCUGAAUUUCGUGAAGGAAGAGCUAGGUGAACGGUUUGUGGAUCCGCCGCAGUUCGAUUUGAUGGCCUCCUUCGCCGACUCGCAUUGUUGUGUGCCCAUGAUAUUUAUCCUGACCCCCGGCUCGGAUCCCACGGCAACGCUUCUGAAGUUUGCCGAGGAUCAGGGCUUUGGCACCAAUCGAUUGUUCCUGUCGUUGGGCCAAGGUCAGGGUCCGAUUGCGAUGAAGAUGAUCGACGAAGGCGUUAAAAUGGGUAACUGGGUGGUGCUGCAGAAUUGCCAUCUGGCAGCCAGUUUUAUGCCAUUGCUGGAGAAGAUCUGUGAGAACCUCUUGCCGGAUGCCACACAUCCGGACUUCAGGCUAUGGCUCACCUCCUAUCCGGCAGAUCAUUUUCCGGUUGUGGUCCUGCAGAAUGGCAUCAAGAUGACCAACGAACCACCCAAGGGACUGCGCUCCAACAUUCUCCGCUCAAUGCUUAGUGAUCCGAUCAGCGAUGCGGAGUGGUACGAGUCGUGCACUCAACCGAGGAUCUUCAAGCAGCUCAUCUACUCGCUAUGCUUCUUCCAUGCGGUCAUCCAGGAGAGGAGAUACUUUGGACCGAUCGGCUGGAACAUCCCGUACGAGUUUAACGAAACUGAUCUCAGGAUAUCCCUGAUGCAACUGCGGAUGUUCCUCAAUCAAUACGAGACUGUUAACUAUGACGCCUUGAGGUAUUUAACGGGCGAGUGCAAUUACGGAGGACGAGUCACGGAUGAUUGGGAUCGUCGCACGUUGAAAACAAUUUUGGAUAAGUAUUAUUGUCCAGCCGUUAUUGACCUGGAGAUGCCUUACUACCUCGAUGAAACGGGCCAAUACUAUGUGCCAGUGUUCAAGGAGGUGGACUUGUAUCUGAACUUCACGCGAGAUCUUCCGCAGAUCUCGACCCCGGCCAUCUUUGGGUUCCAUGCCAAUGCGGAUAUCAUGAAGGACCAAAAGGAAACGGACAUGCUACUGUCGCACACUCUGCUCACGCAGGACACGAGUGCCUCCUCGGAUGACAGCGGCGGUUCCAAGGCUCUGACGCCCGAGGAGGUCGUCACCAAUGUGGCCACCGAUAUCCUGGAAAAGUUACCCAAGCUCUUUGACCGAGAUGCAGCCCUGCUGAAAUAUCCAACUCUGUACCACCAAAGUAUGAACACGGUUCUGGUUCAGGAGAUGGUACGCUUUAAUGUCCUGCUAAACACGAUCCGAACCAGUCUUAUCACGCUGAGAAAGGGAAUUAAAGGUUUGGUUGUAAUGUCUGCCGCAGUUGAGGCGGUUUACAAAUCCGUAUUGAUAGCCAAGAUACCAGCAAUGUGGGCUGGAAAAUCGUACCCCAGUCUGAAACCUCUGGGUAGUUAUGUAACUGAUUUUCUACGUCGCCUUGAGUUCCUGCAGCACUGGUACGAUCAUGGAGCUCCUUCAACCUUCUGGCUUUCUGGGUUUUUCUUCACCCAGGCCUUUUUAACGGGUGCCCAGCAAAACUAUGCACGAAAGUAUGUCAUAUCCAUAGAUUUACUGGCCUUCGAUUACGAGGUUCUCUCGCUGGAGGAGAGCCAAAGGACGGGCCUAUCUGGUCCCGAGGAUGGUGUCUUUGUGUAUGGCAUUUUCCUAGAGGGUGCACGCUGGGAUCGAACUGGAAAACAUCUUGAAGAAUCCCGGCCACGAGAGCUUUUCGAUACGAUGCCAUUGAUUUGGCUGAAGCCACUCAAGCGGGUUGACCUGCCCGAGCGUCACAACUAUCUGUGUCCCAUGUACAAGACGGCCGAAAGACGGGGAGUAUUGUCCACCACAGGUCAUAGUACCAACUUUGUGGUGGCCAUGCUGCUACUUUGCAAUCCCAAAACCCCAAUCUCCCAUUGGAUUAUUCGUGGCACGGCCCUGCUGUGUCAGCUGAGUUUCUAAGAAUUGACGACACUUGCGCUGCUAAAUUAUAUAUUUUUAAAAGAUUAUUGUAGGCUAAAUAAAAAGAAAAGUCUGAGCAUCAAGUCA
Molecule: messenger RNA, 12174 nt
Organism: Drosophila gunungcola (fruit fly)
Lineage: Eukaryota; Metazoa; Arthropoda; Insecta; Diptera; Drosophilidae
Gene: Dhc36C
Product: dynein axonemal heavy chain 7
Biological process (GO): microtubule-based movement
Cellular component (GO): dynein complex
Molecular function (GO): dynein light intermediate chain binding; minus-end-directed microtubule motor activity; ATP binding
Source: RefSeq, a predicted model, not a curated record